Boleophthalmus pectinirostris (great blue-spotted mudskipper) is the source of this 4791-nucleotide messenger RNA. It is a transcript of the gene cxadr, whose product is annotated as CXADR Ig-like cell adhesion molecule. Gene Ontology annotation, cellular component: basolateral plasma membrane; intercalated disc; bicellular tight junction. Bases 134 to 1258 code for a protein of 374 amino acids. The record is from RefSeq and is a predicted model, not a curated record. Lineage: Eukaryota; Metazoa; Chordata; Actinopteri; Gobiiformes; Gobiidae. The transcript has 7 exons. Gene Ontology annotation, molecular function: cell adhesion molecule binding. Gene Ontology annotation, biological process: homotypic cell-cell adhesion.
AGAGGGUGGAGAGAAGAGGGAGAACAGAGGAGUGGAGUUUGGAUGCUUCAGUCGAGCUAGAUCACCGCUGACGAAUUCAACAAAACUUGUCCGAUUAAGUUUGUGAACAAGUGCUGGAGUAUCAGACACAAAAAUGGAGCUUUUGACGAUGCGCUUCGACUACGUGCUGCUUUACCUCUUUAUGGGUUUGGUGUCUGGUCUGGAGAUCACGUCCACAGGGCCGCCCUCCAUACAGAAGGCCAGUGGAGAGAGUGCAAAGCUGGACUGUCAGUUCACUCUGGCCCCUGAGGACACGGGGCCUCUGGACAUUGAGUGGAGUUUAAGAGCCCCUGACAACCAAAGAGAGGACACAGUGGUGCUGUUAUACUCGGGUGACAGGGCUUACGAGGACUACUACCUACCCAUGAAGGGCAGGGUGCACUUCAACUCACCCGACCCCAAAAAUGGUGACGCCUCCAUCAGCCUCACAGGCCUGAAGUCUUCAGAUUCCGGAACGUACCAGUGCAAAGUGAAGAAGGCUCCAGGCAUCCGCAGCAAGAAGACACUGCUCACUGUGAUGGUGAAGCCAUCUCGGCCCAGGUGCUACUCUGAAGGCCCCACUCAGGAGGGCAAAGACAUCGUGAUGAGGUGCGUCUCCAAAGAGGGCACCAACCCACUGCAGUACGUCUGGGAGAAGACCAGCGGGAACAAGCUGCUGCCUGCAACCGCCACUCUCGAUAAAGAUGCAGGAACCAUCAUUGUCAAAAACGCAUCUGCUAGCGCAUCUGGCUCUUACCGCUGCACUGCCAGCAACCUUGUGGGGAGUGACGAAUGUGUGAUGCAACUUAAUGUGACGCCUCCUCCUAACACGGCUGGGAUCGUGGCGAGCUCCAUCAUCGCAGUGCUGCUCUUCCUCCUCAUUAUUGCAAUCAUCCUGUUUUGCUGUUGCCGUGCGCGUCACAGAAAGAAGUACGAGAAGGAAAUCUGCAACGAGAUCAGAGAGGAUGUACCACCCCCUAAAAGCCGGGUCUCUACCGCUCGUAGCUUCACCGUGGGCAGCCAGCGUUCAUCUCUGGGCUCCAUGUCGCCCUCAAACCUCCACGAGUACGUCAAACCUCAGUACGACAAGAUCCCGUCUACGGAGGAGUAUGAUAGACCCCCCAGCCACAACCCCCUGCCCCCUCCCACCGUCUCCAGGAUGGCGGGGCCCAACAUCAGCCGUAUGGGGGGUAUACCUGUCAUGAUCCCGGCCCAAAAUAGGGACGGGUCUAUUGUCUAGCAUAGCAUUUUUCACCAAGACUAUGCAGAGGACAGGUGGAUGUAUUGAAGUCUGACAUGGCCAAUGAAGAUAAUGAAUUUGAAGUUACAAAUGGGAAGUCUCUCCUCAGAUGAAGACCUGGGUCUAAACGUGCUCUACUGGAUCACAACAGGGCACAUGAACCUUUUUUAUGAAUUUACUUUGUGGACUUAAUGGAUUAAAUUGAAGUAGAUAUACUCCAGAUAUACAAAUACAAUUGUACAUAAAUGAAUGCAUGUUGUUUUUAAUAGACCUCCUUGCUGUAAAGUUGCAGUGUGUUCAUCAGAUAGGCCCUUUAAUUGGCCGACUGUACAGCUGUAUGCAUGUGUUUGUACAUAUAGAUCUGUGUGUGUGUGUGUGUGUGAAUGAACAAUGAAAGCUAUUCUUGUGAAUGCCUGAACACCGAUUAGUUACCAUUAUAUGUUAAAGGUGCACUGCGCAACUUUUCUGGUGGAGGGUCCACUACUACCUGCUUGUCUUCAUGGAGAGAUUAUUGCUUUGCCUGGAAUGUUCCAUGGCAUGACUUUAAACAUAUCCGUCUAGCAUUUCUUCUUUACGAGCGUUAGUAUUGCUCAAAAAUACAAUUCCUUCUGUAAAUUGGGGCCAGAGGUGGGAACUUGCAAGUCGUGACUUGGACUCGAGUCAGACUUGAGUCACUAUUUUUAGGACUUGAGACUUGAGUUGAUAAAAUGGACUAAGACUUCGAACUUGACAUGGACUUGAAGGUCAGUGACUUCAGACUUAGACUUGAGGCCUGUGACUUCAAAAGACUUGAGAAACACUUUUAAAUCAGAAUUAUUUCUGUUCUGACUGUAAUAAUUCACUCUAAGAUCUUGUCAAGACAUUUAAAAAGGAAAAAUUAGUAUUUCUGCUAUCCUUAUAUAAAUACUUAAGUAAGUAAAGUAAAAUUUAUCUUAAAAUUCAAAUAAAUUGCAAAAACUGAAGCUAACUCGGACUUGACUUCAACUUAUGGGCCAGUGACUUUAAACUCGACUUGGACUUGCCUGUAUUUGAUUUGGGACUUGACUUGGACUUGAGAUCAAAGCCUUGAGACUUGUAAAACGACGACUUGGUCCCACCUCUGAUGGGGGCGACUUUCCACAGAUCUGAAUUGUAACGUGGCAUGGUGCUGUCCCCCUUUGUAAUAAAUAGGUUUAAUCUAUACCGUGGAACAUUCUGGACAAAACAAUAACAUUUCCAUGGAGACAAGCAGAUGGUGAAACCCUAGAAAUGUUACACAGUGCACUUUUAAGUUGACAUUUGUUAUUAAUUCCUUGGACUUGUUUGGUCAGACGUUGAUUUAACUGUUCAAAUAAUUCUCCUGAGGCUCUAAGCGAUUUGAUUGGCUGUUAGUUAAGGGGCGGUUCACGCUACAAGUCUUGUAAUUGGGGGAUUACUUCUUGUCACUUGAGUGGGCACAUUACACCAUUAUACCAGCUCCUACCCGUUCCAGCCUCCCAGAUUUUGAAAGGUUGAGCCGAAAAUAAUGAGGCCAGAUGGAGGACACUAGAGUUCAUUGAGCAAUCUCCUGUGAUUGAGUUUGACUGUCCACUGACCACAAUCCAUAACUGACCAUAAGGAGGGGACGUUUAAAGGUGCAUUGUGUAACUUUUCUGGUGCAGGGUCCAUCAAAUGCUUUUGUUGAGGAGAUGUUAUUGCUUUGGUUAAAAUGUUUUUCAUAGUAUUCAACCUUUGUAUCUUCAAGGAGACCAAACCAGACCAAAUUACAGGUUAGAUCUGUGCAGAGGCAACCCCUUCACAGUCAGAAUGCCUCUUUUUCUUGGUAUUAAACUCCCUGUAAUUGAAUAAAUGUAAGGUAAAUCGGUUUAUUGUAAUACUGUGGAACAUCCCAGGCAGAGCGAUGACAUAUCGAUAGAAACAAGCAGGUGACGUACCCCCGACCAAAAAGUUACAUAAUGCACCUUUAAGUUAACUCAAAAUUUUUAGUGAGAUCAUUCAGUUUUGAAAUCAAAUAUGCAACUUGUGACCAAAUAUUACAUUUAAUAGAAAAAGGCUAACAAACUAAAUAUGUCUUUUUUAUCAUUUUAAUGUGCCAUAUACACUACCAGUCAAAAGUUUGGACACAACUGUGUCCAAUGUUUUUCUAUUUUCUGCAUUGUAAGGUGUAUAGAAGGUGUAUAGAAUUAUAAAGUAAAGGGAAAAAAAGUAAAAUAGCUCUAAAUAUGUUAUAUUUUAGAUUCAGUUUCCUCACAGUGGCCUCCCUUUGCUUUGUCAACAGUUCUGCAAAGCCUUGACCUUCUCUCAAUGAGUUUCAUGAUGAAUUCUCCUGAAAUGGUUUUUGCCGAACAGGUCUGGCUUAUCAGGGUUUGUUAGUGGAAUACCAUGAGUGCAAAACAGUGAUCAAAGCAAAGGGUGACUAUUUUGAAGAGUUAUUUCACACUUUUUUAUUUACUACAUUAGUUCAUUCAUAGUUUUGAGAAUCUGCAAUGUAAAUAGUCAUGAAAAUAAAGACAAAAAGUUGAAAUGAAAGGGUCUGUCCAAACAUUUGACUGGUAUUCACACCAUCUGGAGUUGGGCAAUGGGCAUUUCUAAUCGAUAUAUUGUACUCAAUCUGAACUGAAGCACUGAGUAACCCAUGAGUUUUCGCCUUAUUCUGAUCCUUUUUUAGCCUUACUCUUGUUUAUCCUUAUUCCUGGACUCCUCACAGCCAGACCUUCAUAGCUGGACUUUUCUUGUGCCUUUUUUCCUGGUUCAGUUUUGUCACAAAUUAUUCAACUGUACUUGGUUUUGUUCAGGUUUACUUUCCCCACCCCGCCCACUCAUUCUUAUCCACCAUUGUUUUAAAGCUUUUUAUUAUAAUUUUUUUUACUUAUAUACUUUUUAUUACAGAAAUGUUUUGUCCACAAUUGUAAUUUGAAGAUGUGUAUACACUGAACUAAUUUCAACGCAGCUAAAUGAAAUGAGAAUUAUUUUGUGUAUUCAUGCUUGUUGCCGUGCUGUGCUUGGCAACGGGAAAAGAAAGGUUGGCAUCCGAUAGUCAGUACCGUGUAACUGAUGUUAAUGAAGCUACUGUAGAGCAGAUGGUUUGCUGUCAUAACUUCACGUUUUUUUCUUUUUCCUGGUUAUAAAAUUUUAGCAAACACUUAAGGGGUCCCUCUCAGCUCUGAACAUCAAAAUAUUACUAACAAUAUUAACUGUAGCUAUUGAAUCUGUGUGCUUUUAUUGUAAGGGAGAUAUCCUUCAGGUUUGCGAUUUUUUUUUCUUUUUCCUUUUGUGUAUUUUUGUGCUGUAUUUUUAAAUAAAAAUGAGAAAUUGAAAAUAAAUAUUUUGGCAUUGAUAAAUAAUUUAUGACAAACUUUUUGCACAAAGUACCACCAUGAUCUAAACCAGGUCUAUAAAAGGACUAUUCCAGGUCUAAUCUAGGGUUAAACCAGGUCUAAAAGUGAAUCUACAACACCAUUUCCACUGUAUUAUACACGAGACAUGAACUAAAGCAGGACUGAAAAGUGGAUAAAAUUUACUUUAAACAAACUCACAAACUGAAGAGCCGUCCA